AUGAGGUUGGUUGACUUAAAAUCCCUAAUCAAGACAGAUCUUAAGCUAGACAUUAGUUUGACCAAGGUUUCAAGGGUUGUUUCUCAAGCUCAUAUAUUACAGGAAGGUGAGAUUAAGGCAGAAUUUGCUUUGCUAUGGGACUAUCUUGGGGAGAUUAUUAGGCCUAAUCCUGGAAGCACAACAUUAAUGAAGGUUGAAAGACCUUUGCCAGAGUCUCCAUCAGUUUUCAAAAGGCUCUUUAUUUCUUUUGACUGCUUGAAGAAAGGAAUGCUGCAUGGGUGUAGAAGAGUGAUUGGGCUGGACAUUUUCUUUUUGAAAGGCCCUGUCAAAGGAGAAAUUUUAGCUGCUGUUGGGAGGGAUGGAAACAAUCAAAUGUUUCCUGUGGCUUGGGCUUUAGUAGACACAGAAAGGAGGGAGACAUGGGAUUGGUUUAUCAGUUUCUUACUGAUGGUCUUGAAUUGGGUACUGGGGCAGGAUGGUGCAUUAUCACAGACUAACAAAAGACACCUAUAUGCUAAUUGGAAGAAGAAAAAUGAAAGGAGAGAGGAUCUGCAGAAAUUGUGGUGGAGGUGUGCAAAAUCCUCUAAUAUGCCAGAUUUUGACAAAAACAUGGAGGCAAUGAGAGCUCUUACACAGAAGGGAGCAUACUUUACAACUGAGGUAAAGUGUGGCAUUGUAGACAAUAACUUGAUAGAAGCAUUCAAUGGGAAAAUCAUAGAAGCUAGGACAAAAAAUGUUAUUUCUAUGUUAGAGUACAUAAGGUCUUUGAUUAUGAAUACGCUGGAUACUAAUAGAGACUUGGCAUCUAAUUGGAUAGGAAAUUUUGGGAAUAGAAUUAGGAAGAAGCUACAUGACAGCAAAGUUCAAAGUGAGGCAUGUGAGAUAUUGUGGAAUGGAAAGGAUGGGUUUGAAAUAGGCCACCUAGGAGACACAUAUAUUGUUAAUUUGAAAACUAGGACAUGUGCUUGUAGGCAGUUUGACUUGACAUGGAUACCUUGCCCUGAUGCAGUAUGUGCCAUAGAGUACUUGGAUAAAUCCAACAUCACACCUUACAACUAUAUUGAUCAGUGGUUUACAAAGGAAACUUAUUUGAAGGCUUAUAUGUAUAUGAUGCAACCCAUGAAUGGUAGGAAGUUUUGGAACAAGAGUCCAUAUGACCCACCUCAGCCCCCUUCAUACAAAAAAAAAUGCCUGGUAGACCUGCCAAAAAUAGAAGAAAAGAAGAGGGUGAGAGAUCCAGUGGGUUUAAAUUGUCUAGAAAGGGUAGGGUGA
Messenger RNA from Mercurialis annua (annual mercury), 1272 nucleotides. RefSeq lists its product as uncharacterized. The transcript has 3 exons. Gene Ontology annotation, molecular function: zinc ion binding. The record is from RefSeq and is a predicted model, not a curated record. The coding region runs from base 1 to 1272 and encodes 423 amino acids. NCBI's taxonomy places the organism in Eukaryota, Viridiplantae, Streptophyta, Magnoliopsida, Malpighiales, Euphorbiaceae.